AUGACUGAAGAGCAGGGCAAAUAACGAUUUGCGUAUACGGCACCAAAACAAAUUUUGGAAGAAGCUGCAUAAAUUGGCGAGGACAAUUAAACAAGAAAGUAAAAUUUAGACAAAGUUGAAGAAAAGUUCAAGUACAAGCAAAAGAACCGCUAGUUGAGUCCAGAAAGAAAAGAUGUGUUCAAUGAUUAAGGAGGUGAGAAUGGGAGAACAUACGCAGAAAUCAUGAUCUAAUAGGACUUGGAGAAUUCCAGAUCUGAAAUUGAAAAUAAAAUUAAAAAGACAGAGACAUUAAAUAAGGAGGAAAAAAAAUUGGUCAAACAACAAGUGAAGGUGGAAUAAAAUGUUGCUUAAUAAAUUAAAUAGGAAAGAUCAGAAUGGGAAUAAGAAAGCAAAGAUGUUUCUAAAAAGCCUUAAAAAUGGGAAACCCCAUCAAGAGAUGGUCCAUAAUCAUCUGCAAGAGCAUCCAGAUGGGAUAAUACAAAUAAAUUAUAAGCUACUCCAGGUCGAGCAGGAACAGUAUUUGGAGAAACGCCUACUCCUGGACAUAUGGAAAUUGGAGAUACCCCAUAUAAAUACGGAGAAACUCCCACUCCUAACCAUGGGGAGAAAGAACACCUUUGGCUGGUCAAUCAUGGAUUUGGAGGAGGAAUGACACCUCAUACACCAGGAACUGUAAUGAGGACGCCAAUGACUCCUGGAUAAUUAGGAAACAUGACUCCUGAUAGAGUAUACUAGUUUAGAUUGGAAAAAGAAAUGGAAGAGAGAAAUAAAUAUAUGACUGAUGAGGAAUUAACCAGCAUUUUACCUGGUCCAAAGGAUGGUUAUGAGAUAUUAAGAGCACCUGAGAAUUAUAAACCAUUGAGAUCAUCAUUAAAGAAAUUACUUAAUGCAAAAGAUAGUAUUGAAUCACCAGUGCAAUAUUAAAUACCAGAAUCUAUUCGUAUUGAAGUUUCAGCUACUCCCUCUCAUCCUACUAUAGGUCAAUUACCAGCAAUUAAGCCAGAAGAGUAUAAUUUAUUCUCAGCUUUGUUACAACCAAUCAAUGAGGAUGAAUUAACUCCAGAAUAGGCAAAAGAGAGAAAGAUUAUGGCUUUGCUUUUGAAAAUAAAGAACGGAACUCCUUAAAUGAGAAAGUCAGCUUUAAGAUAAAUUACUUAAAGUGCCAGGGAAUUUGGACCUGCUCCAUUAUUCAAUUAGAUCUUACCAUUGUUAAUGUCUCCAACUUUAGAGGAUCAAGAGAGACAUCUAUUGGUGAAAGUAAUUGACAGAGUCCUAUUUAAAUUGGAUGAUUUGGUUAGGCCAUAUGUACAUAAGAUAUUAGUUGUUAUCUAACCAUUGUUAAUUCAUGAAGAUUACUAUGCUAGAGUUGAAGCUAGAGAGAUCAUUUCCAAUUUAGCUAAGGCAGCUGGUUUGGCUACUAUGAUUACUACCAUGAGACCUGAUAUUGAUCAUAAUGAUGAUUAUGUUCGUAACACAACUGCAAGAGCAUUUGCUAUUGUGGCUUCGGCUUUGGGUAUUCCAGCAUUGUUGCCAUUUUUAAAGGCUGUCUGUUAGAGUAGAAAGAGUUGGUAGGCAAGACAUACUGGUAUUAAAAUAGUUCAAUAAAUCAGUAUCUUUAUGGGAUGUGCUAUUCUGCCUCAUCUGAAAUCACUAGUUGAAAUUAUACAACAUGGAUUAAAAGAUGAAUAAUAAAAAGUAAAAACUAUUACAGCUUUAGCAUUAGCUGCUUUGGCGGAAGCCUCCUUUCCAUAUGGUAUUGAAGCAUUUGAUAAUGUGCUUAUUCCUUUGUGGGAGGGCAUCAAAACACAUAAGGGUAAAGGAUUAGCAGCAUUUUUAAAAGCGAUUGGAUUCAUCAUUCCAUUAAUGGAUGUGGAACAUGCAACAGAGUAUGUUAAAGCAAUCGUUCCUAUAUUGAAAAACUAAUUUGAAAUAUAGGAAGAGGAAAUGAAGAAGAUUGUAUUAAUGGUAAUAAAAUAAUGCAUAUAAUGUGCAGGUAUAGAGGCUGUUUAUGUAAGAGAUCAGAUAAUGCCUGAAUUCUUCAAAUAUUAUUGGAGCAAAAGAACAGCCACAGACAGAAGAAAUUACAGAUAAAUGGUUGAAACCACCUGUGAAAUAGCUGCUAAAGUGGGAGCAGCUGAAAUAUUAGAAAGAAUUGUAGGAGAUCUCAAAGAUGAAAAUGAAUCAUUUAGAAAGAUGGUUGUGGAAACUAUAGAAAAGUUUAUAAAUUAACUAGGAGUAUCAGAUAUCGAUUCGAAAUUGGAAAACAGAUUGAUGGAUGGAGUCUUAUGGGCAUUUAAUGAAUAACAAAGUGAAGAUACCUAAACAAUGUUGAGUGGAUUUGGAUCUAUAAUUAAUGCUUUUGGCAGUAGAUCUAAGCCUUAUUUCAGUUAAUUAGGUGGUGUUUUAUAAUGGAGAUUAUCUAAUAAAUCACCCAGAGUUAGAUAAUAAGCAGCUGAUUUGAUUGGUAAAAUUGCAGUUUGCAUGAAGAAUUGCUAAGAAGAAGCAAGAUUAGGAAGAUUAGGCUAGUUAUUAUUUGAAUGUCUAGGUGAAGAAUAUCCAGAAGUUCUAGGAUCUAUCUUAGGAGGAUUGAAGGCUAUAGUCAAUGUAAUAGGAAUGAAUAAGAUGUCCCCUCCUAUUAAAGAUUUAUUGCCAAGAUUGACACCCAUCUUAAAAAAUAGACAUGAGAAGGUUUAAGCAGAAUUGCAUUGA
Molecule: messenger RNA, 2709 nt
Organism: Paramecium tetraurelia
Lineage: Eukaryota; Ciliophora; Oligohymenophorea; Peniculida; Parameciidae
Exons: 4
Biological process (GO): spliceosomal complex assembly
Cellular component (GO): catalytic step 2 spliceosome; U2-type prespliceosome; U2 snRNP
Molecular function (GO): mRNA binding
Source: RefSeq, a predicted model, not a curated record